This is a messenger RNA of Contarinia nasturtii (swede midge), 8403 nucleotides long. RefSeq names its product serine-rich adhesin for platelets-like. The record is from RefSeq and is a predicted model, not a curated record. Bases 779 to 7837 code for a protein of 2352 amino acids. The transcript is spliced from 10 exons. Gene Ontology annotation, biological process: microtubule anchoring. NCBI's taxonomy places the organism in Eukaryota, Metazoa, Arthropoda, Insecta, Diptera, Cecidomyiidae. Gene Ontology annotation, cellular component: ciliary basal body; axonemal microtubule; centriole. Gene Ontology annotation, molecular function: microtubule binding.
UCGUGAAGCCGCCCGGAAUGGUCGUUCACAUUCAUUUAUAGGCAUUCUUAAGUUAUUUUCAUUCGUCGAUCGAAAACCGAUAUACAAAUAAAUCAAUUUCUUUUAUUUUUGUUUAGUUGUUUUUGUUUUAUGAUUUCGCUGACAUUUUCGUUUUGUUAAUUUAAAUUUUGAAAAUUCGUGUCUCACUGUGUGCUAGCCAAUUCAUUAUUGUUGUUCAGUCAGUUCAGUGUUUUUUUAUGCAAAAUCUUAAUUUUUCUCUUUCUCUUGCACAAUUUCAUUCAAAUAAAAGUGAUUCGAAGGUGUUGUUGCUGCAACUUGUGUGUAAUUCAUAUCUUUUGUUGUUCUCUAUUCGAAACUGUGAUAUCUGCAAAUACUAGAUGAAAAUAAAGCACAUUCCAAUUUUUAUCUUGAAGUGAAAUAUAUAAACAACGAAUUCAACCGGCCCACAUUUCAUUUGCACUCGCUGUAUAUGUGAGAAAAAUAAACUCAAACAAAAAAGUAGUCAAAAUUGUUUCAAAUAAUCAAUGAAAAAAAAUCGAACGUACUCGGACUAAAACAGGAAUAUAUCUGCCAUAUUGCACAAAAACAAGGAAACGUCUAUUAUUUAUAUAGUUUUUUUUAUAGUGAACUGUUGUCUUCCAAACUUCUCACAAACAAUUUAACAAAAAAAAAAACGUGAAUUUUGUCCAAAUAAACGAAAUUUUGAAAACGAAAGAAAAAAAUCGAUUGAUUGAGUGUACAAGUGCGUGUUAAAAAGUUUGAAGAGUGAAAAACAAAAAUGGUAGCGUCAAAGAAAGAUAAAAGUAAAUCGGCUGCCAGUAGUACGACGUCGACGGUUGUAACUCGUCCGCCUGCUCGGACACCACAUCAGGCAACAACAACGAAAACAUCGUCGUCGUCUUCGUCAUCAACAUCAAAAAAUGUGAAAACAACAUCGUCAUCGAGCACAACAAAAUCGACCAGUGAAAAGUCGACGGUUAGUCAAUUGGGCGGACAAGAUUCGAGCGUUAUUAUAUCCGAGGUACAUUCGAAUAUCGGUAUUGAUGAUGGCACAUUGCGUGGUAUGCAGACACAAUAUGUGGUCACGCAACCGGAAAAUGUGCAACAGCCGCACAAACCAAAAGAACAUUAUAUAUUCGGUGGCACAAAAAUUGUUGAAGUCGGCACUACAAUGGGCGGUGGCGGUGAACAGAUUGCCCGUGAGAAAAAUCAAAGCACAUGGAAUGGAAAAUUUGUAUAUGAAAGUGCCACACCACAGCGUACCGUAUUUAAAUCAUGGACAAAACAAUCAACAUCUACUGAUCCGAGUUCAUCGACGGUUACAACAACCACCACAAAAGAGGAGGUUGUUAAAACUGGUGGAGGUGAAACGGCAUUGAAAACGGAUUCAUCGAAAUUGGUGCACAGCGACACAAUGAAACGGAAGGCGGACACAAAGCUAACCGCGGAUUCAAAAACUGGCAUUGAUGCCACUGACAAUGCAAACGCCACGGAUUUAUUGCUUGAAUCAGAGCGAUGCAUUGCUAAGAAAGCGUAUGUAUGUACAAAAGAUGAAGAGAAAUCGUCCACAUCAAAUAUUGAAAGUCAAAUUCUAUCGAACACUUCACUGUUUGACAGUUCCACAUCAAAUACUAAGAACAAAACGACCACGGACACCACAAAAACAAACGAACGGUAUCCGAUAACAACAGUGCCAUCAUCACCAUCACGAAACGUUCAAGAUUCAAAUGUAACAUCGAGCUCAUUGGUGCAGGAAAACGAUGCAUCCAAUCGUUAUUCGACCGAACAAUAUUCGCAAAGUUUUUCAACAUCGUCGCGCACCGAACGGGACAGUUCAUCGAAUCAAGUGAUUGAAAUUGUAGAUGGGAAAGAGCGUGUUGUGUCGGAUACAUACAAUGAAAAAGGUUCAAUGCAAUUGAAAAGCUCACAAGAGAAUUAUAAAGCAAAAUCUGGUACCGGUGUCACAACGGAAGUGGAAUACGAUCAAAAAAAUGCCGAAGAGAAUAUUAAAUUUGCAAGUGAUAAACGUGACAAAGAGCCAAUAUUCGAUCGUGAUUAUCAUGAUUCACAUCGUAAUAUCAAACAAAGCGGUGACAAUGCACCGAUUGAAUAUUUAAAAGGUAGCUAUGAAACAACACGGUUCGAUGAUAAAACAAAGAAAUAUGUCACCGAUGUACGUCAUCAUGAGAACAAUCGACAAUUGGACCAUUCGCAAAAUGUGACCGAUUCGAUUCAAUCGAAAUAUGACGUUGAAACGUCACACCUAAAUGUUGACAAUUUGCACGGAAAAAAUAAACAAUUAAAGCAUAAAACUGAUGUUAAAUCGAUGCUAUAUGACACAAAUGAUCAUUUGAAUACAACAACAAACCGCACUGACAACAUUUCAUCAUCAUCAACAACAAAUGAUUUCAUUCGUACGGCAACGAGUGAUUCAAUCGAUUCAAAAUCCACGACCUACACUUCAAAAGUGUUUGACAAUAAAACAAACACAUGGAAAGUCGUAGACGAAUCCAAUAUCAAUGAAAUGAAUAAGCGUUCAACCACGCAUAAACCAACAACAAGCGAUGACCAUGAUCACCAUCGUCGAUCACCGACCAAGUACACUGAUUCAACGUACACAAGUGAAACGAACAAAUUUAACAUCGAUAAAAAUGCAACCACCACCAAUACAUCGAAAGACACAAAAAUUAUCGAUCGCAAAAGUGUUAAUGACAAACAUAAAACGGUUGAUAAAAUUUCACGUACCACCGACACCAAAUCUAUGACAAAAACAAUCGACGAAAAGGUGUCAUCGCAUUUGUAUGACGAGAAAACGAAAACAUGGCGUGAAGUUGAUGAGAAAACAAUUAAAUCAAAACGUCCAUCGCUGAUACGAUAUGUAAGCAAAGAUAAUGAUGGUAAAUUUACCACAAUUUAUAAACGAAAAUUGUUCGAUAAGCGAUCGGGUACUUGGAAGGUGGUCGAUGAGAAAAUCUAUCGAAAUAACAAUUUCAACGAGCACAUUCCAGAAGUGAUUGAAGAUGUUACAAAUGUCACAACCACAACGUACACAACCAAAGUGUACGAUACCAAAACAAAUACGUGGCGCGUUGUUGACGAACAAACUUUUACCGAUCGCAAUACAACCGUACCGAAAGAUAUUGCCGAUGAAAUUGCUCGUGAUCAACCGGACAUCGCUAAUAUUACAACAACAACUGAACUAACCAAGAUAUUUGACGCUAGCACAAAUACAUGGAAAAUAGUUAAUGAACGCUCUCAUACGGAUUUCGUGGAGAAAAUUGUUGAAACACCACGCGAAACUAUCAUCAUCGAUGACAUCACCGACAUCACGAAAAUAAAAAGCAUCAACGAUCGCACCGAACGAACGACCGACAUCACCGAUAUCACUGACAUCAAUCGCAUCAAAAAUACCAUCAAUUUGCAUGAAACUGAAGAGAACAUCUUGCGAGAGGUGACCAAGGAAAAUGUUGUGAACGAUACGCUAGAUGUGGUUGAUCGGUCAGUCGAUAGACGGGAUGACAUCAUCACAACGACCAAACUAAUCAAAGACGGUCCACGUAAGCAACCGACAAGUGACGAGAAAAAGCCGAAACCGAAACCAACUGCCGCUGAAAAUGAACAAUGUAUUUGCGAAAUAUGCACUUGCGGACGGCAUCGUUGCACUCAUGGUACCACAACUGAUAGCACAUUCAUCGAUGAAAAGAGUACGAUUGAAACGACAACCGCUUAUCGCAAAGAUUUCAUUGAUAAUCAAGUAACGAGCUUUGAUAUGGUACGAACACCAAUGAAGAAACCUGUCGAUCAUCUCAAACCAGAAGGAGACAUCGAAUUCACCGACAAGAAGCCAUACAAGCCAGCUGAAAAAGUGGUUGCAACAAAACCACAAGAUACUCUGUAUUUAUCUGGUGAAUUCAAUGACAUCACUACAUCAAAAACGGAUUUCACUGGCGAACAAAUCGUUGAACGCGCUUCACCAAUACGUCGAAACACAUGGACUAAAUUGGAAGGUGAUUUGAUAACGACAACGACAUCACAAACGGAAUUCAUUGAUCACAAAGAUACAUUCGAACGAACGAACAUUACACAAAAGAAAACCGAUAAUCUAUUUUUGGACGGAGUUACCGAUUUCAAGACAACAAGCCAAACCGAUUUCAUUGAUCAGGAAAUUGUUUAUCAACGGCCACGUAAACGCACAUUUACCAAAGAUGAUUAUGAAAAAUUCCAUCAUCAAACUGACGACACCACAUUUGUACGGACUAGUGAAACGAUCUAUCAACCAGGCGAACGUCCGCAAGCUGUCAAACCACAAGAUAAUUUACGAACCAACGAAGGUGAUUUUGUGCGCCCCGAAAAGUCAAAGUAUGUUCCAGCCGAACGUCCACAACAAGUGCGUCCAGAAGACAAUCUUCGUCAAGACGGACCAUUCUACACUCCGGAGAAAACUGAAUUCAGACCCGCUGAACGGCCAAAAGCAGUUAAACCACAGGAUAAUUUGCGAACCGAUGAAGGCGAUUUUGUUCGUCCCGAAAAAACGAAAUUCAUUCCAGCCGAGCGUCCACAACAAGUUCGGCCAGAAGAUAAUUUGCGUCAAGAUGGACCAUUCUACACUCCGGAGAAGCCUGAAUUUAGACCUGCUGAUCGCCCGAAAGCUGUUAAACCUCAAGAUAAUUUACGAGCAGACGAGGGUGAUUUCGUACGACCCGAAAAACAACAAUUCGUUCCUGCUGAGCGUCCACAACAAGUGCGUCCGGAAGAUAAUUUGCGACAAGAUGGGCCAUUCUAUACUCCGGAUAAACAACAAUACAAGCCAGUUGAACGGCCAAAAGCUGUCAAACCCGAAGAUAAUUUGCGUCCAAAUGAGGGUGAAUUCCAACAACCCGAAAAACAAAAAUAUGUUCCAGCCGAAAAACCGAAACAAAUUAAACCAAAAGACAAUCUAACCACUGGUGUCGGUGAAUUUAUUGUGCAUGAAAAAACACAACCAAGAGGUCCAGCCGAAAAGCGAACACCAAUUAAACAUGAUGACAAUCUUAAACCAGGCCAAGGAAAAUUCGUUACCCCAGAGAAGCAAAAAUAUCAACCGGUCGAACGUCCCAAACAGGUUAAACCAACGGACAAUCUGAAAACGGGUCAAGGUGAAUUUGUAACUCGCGAGAAAACAAAGUAUAUUCCAGGCGAUCGUCCAAAACAAGUUAAGCCUACGGAUAAUCUGAAAACAGGCGAAGGUGAUUUUGUUGCACCAGAAAAGAAUAAGUACAUUCCAGCCGAUCGACCCAAGCAAGUUAAACCAACCGACAACCUUAAAACGGGCGAAGGUGAUUUUACCGUUCCGGAGAAAACACAUCCAAGAGGUCCAGCUGAAAAAAGAACACCGAUCAAACAUGAUGACAAUCUGAAAACGGGCGAAGGUAAAUUCAUAACGCCAGAAAAGCCAAAAUAUCAACCAGUUGAGCGUCCAAAACAAAUUAAGCCGCAAGAUAAUCUCAAGAGUAAUGAAGGGACUUUUGAAAAGCCACAAAAGCCUGGAUUCAAACCGGCCGAACGAGCCAAACCCGUUAAACCGGUGGACAAUUUGAAAACUGGUGAAGGUGAAUUCGAAGGACGCCGCAAAAUCGAUACCAUACAAACAACGAAAGUAGAUCGUGUUGUGGUCAAAAAACAUACCGAUCAAAUAACACUCAACGAAGGACGAAUGGAAACGGACACCACUAGUUCGACGACAUUUAAAAAGCAACCGGUUCAACGAAAUGUGGUCGAAGAUAUUGUUAAAAAGCAAAAAAUGCGCUCAAACAUUACACUUGGCGAUGAUACAACCAUUCUUCGUACGACCAAUCAAAUGAAUUACAAUACAAUAACAACGCACAAAGAUGAACGCGUUGAAAAGCAAACGGAUGUGACCGAUACAAAUCGUUUACGCGAUGGAACGAUUGCAAUAACAACGAUGAAGGUGACAACCAUUUUGGAGAAUGAAAAAGAUCAUACACCAAUCAAAGAGGUGAUCCGCAAGGCCGGUACAACGAAUGUUCGUGAAGAAGUUGUUCGCAAAACGACCGAUUCCGAUGUGAUCAAUCGUCAGAAUAUUGUGAAAGAACAACAUCAUGUGAAUGAAGUGAAUCAAAAUGUGGUCAACAAGCGAUAUGUUGUCAAUCAACGCGAUGUUAACAAUUUGCAAAGCAUCGAAUCACGUAAAAUAAUGAAUCAAUCGCAAAUUACUAUGGGUGAUACGGCCAGUACAACACAACGUACAACAACAAAUGAUACACGUGGACCUGGACCACAUCAACGGCCCGAUCAAUUGAAUGGCACACGAACAAAUCAACAUCAGCAUUACACAUCGAAUAUCAUUUCCAAUGAUAAAAAUGUGAUAACUGAGUCCAUCACAAAACAAACAUCGGAUACAAUCGAUCGCAGUGGUUCAACAGUUCAUACAAAAACAACAUCACGUGAUGACACCACUAAACAAUCACAUCAACCAACUGAUCAGUAUCCAUCUGGUUCAAACAAGAAUGUUAUCGUUGAACGUCAAGUGAUAUCACAAACAACGCCAGCAGGUCGUCAACAACAGCAUUACACCUAUGAAACGGUUGAGAAUACGAAAAAUGUUAUCGGUUCGGAUAGUACACAAUCAAAGCAUGUGACAAGCCAACAAUCAGAACGAACAACUCAACGCAGCAGCAGCAGCAGCAGCAAUACUCAACAGACGACAAGAAUGAAUCGUGGCGGUGAUACAAGCGAAAAUGUUUUAUUCGAAAAACAUACGAUUGUCACAUCAACACCAAAAGGUGUUCGUCAACAAAACUAUUCGUCGGACAUUUUAAAUAUGAACGAUAAACGAUCGGAUUCAAAAUCAAUGGCCUCAACAUCACAAUCCGAUAAGAUAAAUAAUCAAUUACAUUUGCGACAGCACGAUACCACUUCCACAAAUACAAUGUCUUCAUCAUCAAUGGCAACAACAUCAACAUCACGAUAUGGCAAAAGUAAUGUUCAUAAUUCAACAUCAAAUAUAUCGAGCAUUAUCCAUGAUGAUCAUCAUCAAUCGUCAACUGGAUGUCCCGUACAUCGAUCGAGCAUCACAUCAACUGAACGCCAACGACGCGAUUAUGUGUCAUCGUCACCAGAUCAAUCACAAACAAAUACCCAACAACAUCAUCGAAAAAAUGUUUUAACUUCUUCGACCGAUGUGAAUAAUUCUGUUUUCCAUCGAAAGGCUAAUCUUGCGUCCAAUUCAAAUGAAGCAUUGCAUUCGAAUAGCAUGAGCUCAACGGCGGCCAUUCAACGUAAGAGCAUUUCAAAUUUACACGAUCAAGCCAUUUACAAUACAUCAUCGGAUCGCAAGAGUUACAGUUCAAUGCAUCGUCAAGGUAAAGAGACCGUUUCCCAAAGCACCACCACCACCACCAAUUCAAAUGCUCAACAUGGCGGCACAGCAUCACAUUCAUAUAGUAGUAAACAUGUUGUAAGCGGCGGCGGCGGCGGCACCAAUACGGGCAAUAAUCAAUUGCGUCAAUCGGGUACCGAACGCACACAAAAAAUUGUGACAAAAGAUAAUUUAUCAUCGUCGUUGGGCGGUGAAUUUUAUGGUAAAUCCGAAUCAAAAGCAUAUGGUAGCUUUACCACGGGACAUCAACAUCAUGUACUCGAUCGUGCCGUAAGUCGUCGUUCGAAUCAAUCAAGCAUUAGCUUUGGUGAUGGUCCCAGUCACGGUUCAAGCGUUUAUCGUCGCGAAUAUGCGGUCGUACAUUCAGGACCAUGUCCAGCUGCUCACAUCGAAAAAUCCACAUUCACCCACACCCGUGACACAAAAUCGCAUAAAUUCUUCAAGACAAAUCGAGAAUAAUUCAACCAUAAUACACACAUACGACCGCAAACUUUUCGAAUUACUACUACAUAAAGAAUUGUGAUCAUUGGCAUUUCAACACCAAUCGAAAUUUUCGAUAUUUAUCAAAAGGAGAGUGAAAAAGAAAAGCAAUUUAUCUCGACAAACUUUUUAUUUUAUUCCUUUUUUCUUUUAAUUUUCUAUUUCUAUUCUAUGUUAUCAAUCUAUUCAGUUUAUUUCACUUAUUUCUAAUUUCACUGAAUGUGAACAACAAAAAAAAUCAAUUAAAUUUUUACUCAAAACAUUUAUAUUUUCUUUUUGUAUGAAAAUCAAUUCAAUAUUACCGCAAUCAAUUGAUUUUUAUUAUUAUUAUUAUUAGUAUUAUUAUUAUCGCAUAUUGUCAAAUGAACUACUAACACAGGGUGCUAUACAAAUUUAAAUGGCCAAUUGUUAUUUUUUCCAUUUCUAUUUGAGAAAAUACUAUUUACAGAUUGUAUUUGUCUCUAUGUCAAUUGUUAACAGCAUCGAAUGCUUAAAAAAAUUCAAUAAAAAAUAAACUCAUGUGCCUUUCUUUGUAUACUUGUCAG